AUGCAAGUUCUGCCAGAAGGUCCUUCAAUCAUAUCAGAGCGUCGUGGAACACCUUCAGGCGUCAUCAGAUCAGACAUCAGAGGCCCCCCCUUAUCACUUAAGGAAAAAAUCUCGUUCAAAUGCUCCUACUGCCACGCGGAGUACAGCACCAAAGAGUCACUCGAGGCCCACCAAACCCUCUCUCACACCGAACACUUCGAUAAACUCCCUGACAAGAGGUUCCGGUGCAAAUACUGCGACAAAAUCUUCGUGGCCAGGAUCAGCAUCCAGGAGCACGUCAGCGCAGCACAUUUAACAGACGGGGCGCACAUUUGUAUGCACUGCGGCGGCAGCUUUUAUUCGGUGACCUCCCUGAUCAGACACGAGAAAAUCCACGUGGUUGCCAGAGCUUUUAGUUGCGAUAUGUGCGAGAAGACGUUCAAAACACGUCCGGCCAUGAGGAAGCACAAGAAGUACGUGCACAAAGUCAGGAUGAGAGACGAUUUGAGGUGCGCGUGGUGCUCGAGGGCUUUUAAGAACCUCGGGGCUUUAGAAGCCCACGAGGUUAAGUAUCAUCCCGAAGUGACCGACGAGGAUGGUGAGGUGGAGAGAAAUGAGGUUGAUGCACUUGAGGUGUUGGAAGAAGUUACGUGUGAGGAGGUGAAUGAUGAAAAAGAGGAGGAAGACGAGGAAGAAAAUGGUGAUGUGCUAAUUUAUGAAAUCACUCCUGAUUAAGCUGACUAUGAAAGUUUUUUAAUAAAAAAAAAUAUGAAGUUGUU
Messenger RNA from Anthonomus grandis grandis, 758 nucleotides. Its product is annotated as zinc finger protein 184-like. Gene Ontology annotation, biological process: regulation of transcription by RNA polymerase II. Gene Ontology annotation, molecular function: RNA polymerase II transcription regulatory region sequence-specific DNA binding; DNA-binding transcription factor activity, RNA polymerase II-specific. The record is from RefSeq and is a predicted model, not a curated record. Bases 1 to 714 code for a protein of 237 amino acids. Lineage: Eukaryota; Metazoa; Arthropoda; Insecta; Coleoptera; Curculionidae. Gene Ontology annotation, cellular component: nucleus. The transcript has 2 exons.